GUUCUCGUGAAUUGGUCCGAGGGGUCGGUCAUCCAACGACAGCGCAAUGGCUGCCGAGUCGGCCUCGAUCCUGUAUGGGUCCCUUCCGUUGGACGACAACUUCGGUGGAAGCACCAACGACGAAGGGAACAUGAACGUGCAUGUGGACCCACUGACGAUCCAUCUUGCGGACGACGUCAUGCACGUGAAGGCUUGGGAGUUCCCGGGAUGGGGCUCCGCGACGUCCGAGAGCGCAGACCCUGCCGAACUGAAAGAUCUAGAUGCAACCCUCGUGGCCGCCACGCAUGCACAUCGUUUGGGGGAAUGGCCUGCUACAGCGAUCUGCGGCAACGACAUCCUGUCAUCCUGUUUGUACACGGCCGGCAUCGUCGCCGUCCGAGCCGGAAAACUCGCGCCGGUUGCGAUGGCUGUGGUCGCGGCCAUUCUCUACCUCUACCGAUACAUCUACGGCGAAGUCGUGAACGCAAUUCCUCUCAACGGCGGCUCGUACAACGCGCUCUUGAAUACCACCACGAAGCGUAUCGCGUCCGUCGCCGCUGCCCUUGGCAUCCUCUCAUACGUCGCCACAGGCGUCGUGUCCGGCACGUCCGCGUGCACGUACCUUCAAUCGUUGGUUCCGUCGCUGCCGAUUGUCCACGCUAGCGUCGGUCUGUUGUUCUUCUUCGCUCUCCUCUCCAUUAUUGGCAUUCGCGAAAGUGCCGGGGUGGCACUGGUGAUCUUUGUCGUGCACACCACGACCUUGAUCGUGCUCUGCGGCAUGUCCGUGGUGUUCCUCAUCCAGGACAAAGCUGCCAUCCUUCGCGCCAACUUCCACGCCGACUACCCCGACGUGUCCGUCGCCGGCGCCACGGUUCCUGGGUCGCUCUCCACGGCGCUGUUCUUCGGCACGUGCACGGCAAUGCUCGGCAUCUCUGGCUUUGAAACGUCCGCCCAAUUCGUCGAGGACCAAGCGCCAGGCGUGUUCCCCAAGACAUUACGGAACAUGUGGUGGGGCGUGGCAAUCUUCAACCCGUCGAUUUCGUUCUUGUCGCUGGCGGUGCUGCCGCUGCCGAUCCUGACGACGCACAAGGACACGGUGCUGAGUGCGAUGGCGAAAGCGGUGGGGGGACGGGGUCUGGAGACGUGGGUGGCCGUCGACGCGUUCGUCGUCUUGUCCGGCGCCGUGCUCACGGCGUACGUGGGCAUCACGGGACUCGUGCGGCGUCUCGCCCUCGACCGGAUCCUGCCGUCCGGGCUGCUGACCACCAACCGGUGGAGGGGUACCAACCACUGGAUCGUACUCGCAUACUUUGGGAUCUCGGCGUCCCUUGUGGUGGCCCUGCGCGGGCAAGUGGACACGCUGAGUGGCGUGUACACGUUUGCAUUCCUCGCACUGAUGAUCUUGUUUGGGGUUGGAUGUAUGUUGCUCAAGUUCAAACGAAGCGAUUUGCUCAAGCAGCACGCUGAAGGAAGGGAGAAUGCGCCGUGGGGUGUGGUGGUAGUAGGAGUCGGUUGCAUGGUGCUGGCGCUGGGAGGGAAUCUGGUGAGCGACCCGGCCGUGCUGUCGAUCGCUUGCGUGUACUUUAGCAUUGUCAUGGGAAUCGUGAUGGUCAUGUUUGAGCGCGUGUUCGUCCUGCGCCUUCUUCUGGCGCUGGUCACGGCAAUGUGGCCGAAAUCGAAGGGGGAGAAGAAGAGAACGGCGGCUGGCGACGGGAAUGGUGCAGAGCUGUUGAAUGGACACAGAAACAACAGCAGUGGAGAUCAGAGUACUACUGGUGACGACAUUGGUAACGAUGGCGGCGGUGGGUACGUGGACGAGUCGUCGAGUGCUGGCGCGUCGCCCUUCCACGCGCUGUCGUCUCCCGGGUAUGACAGAUGACAAGCGGCGACGACGAUGUGGUGGAAAAAUGAUGAUGAUGUUGGUUCUCUUUUUUGGGGUGAUUAUUAUACUGUACUUUCUUUUUUCGGACUUGUUUUUGGGUUGUGAUAUAUACUACUCCGUAGUAGUAUGUGAAAAACAUUUUCUUUUUUGUUGUUUUUUGUUUUGGUGGUGUUGAGUUGUUGAAGUGUAGGAUGAGCAUUGCGAGGGCGAUCCAUGCAAUCAACGGACCGCCGAUCCUGUUCUUCUGCAAGCGGCCGCACCUGCCGACACUGAACAAGGCCAUAUUGUACGUGCGGCAGAACGAGCAGACGGCGCAACUGUACAUUGUGCAUGUGACCGAGAAGCGCGAGGACAUGGACGCGUUUGCGAGUGUCGUGUCGCUGUUUGACCGGAUCUACCCCAAGCUCAAGAUCGACUUUGUGCAGGUCGUCACGCACGGGUACGUUGGGUUUGGCCCGGCGGUUGUCGAGUGGGUCAGCCGCAAGUACCACACCCCCAAGAACCUCAUGUUCAUCAAGCAGCCGAGCCACGAUUGCGCCCACACGAUCGCGUCCCUCGGCGGCGUCCGCGUCAUCACAGGAUGAAGAUUUAUGUAUGUAACGUUAAUAGUAAAUGGAGUACAGUGCCCGCAACUUGCAAUGGGGUUGAAAGUCGGUGGUGGUCGUACAUAACUGAUGGUCUGCUUGUGGUGGUUUCGUGCCUUCAGUU
This is a messenger RNA of Aphanomyces astaci, 2569 nucleotides long. RefSeq lists its product as hypothetical. Gene Ontology annotation, cellular component: membrane. The transcript is spliced from 5 exons. Gene Ontology annotation, biological process: transmembrane transport; amino acid transport. Gene Ontology annotation, molecular function: amino acid transmembrane transporter activity. Bases 47 to 1858 code for a protein of 603 amino acids. The record is from RefSeq and is a predicted model, not a curated record. Lineage: Eukaryota; Oomycota; Saprolegniomycetes; Saprolegniales; Verrucalvaceae.